Molecule: messenger RNA, 5760 nt
Organism: Triplophysa rosa
Lineage: Eukaryota; Metazoa; Chordata; Actinopteri; Cypriniformes; Nemacheilidae
Gene: hoxb3a
Product: homeobox B3a
Exons: 4
Coding region: 3141-4403 (420 amino acids)
Biological process (GO): regulation of transcription by RNA polymerase II
Cellular component (GO): nucleus
Molecular function (GO): DNA-binding transcription factor activity, RNA polymerase II-specific; RNA polymerase II cis-regulatory region sequence-specific DNA binding
Source: RefSeq, a predicted model, not a curated record
UUUUUUUAUCAAAGUAAUUGCAAAAGCGUGUGGAAAAUAAUAGUAGAAGAACCUGCCCCAUUGGCUGUAUGCUAUUUGAACUGGAUUCCCCCCACCCGUUCGCGCACGAGGGGGGAGGCUUGUCAAGUGAGCGGCUUUACCUGUAGUAAAUCUUGUUUAUGACGUGUUAAUGUUGUUUCUUAGAGAUGAUAAUAAUUGUCCAGUGCACAUGCGCCGCUGAAGAAAACCACAAACAAGUAUUUUUUUUCUCCUUUAAAAAUAAAUCUUUAUUACAUUCUUCAGACAAAUAUUAGAGCUCUGAAAAAAUAAUAAAAAACAUUUUACGGCAUAAUCCUAAAAAACAUUACAACUGGCAUUGCAACAUAAUAAUAGCCUAAUAAUAAUAAUAAUAAUAAUAACAAAAUAUGUAGUUCCAGGACCCAAUGCCUCACAAUUGCAAUUGUUUCUCCACCUAGGUAGUGUAAACCUUUGUGUAGGAAAAUUAGAAUAACUCUUUGGCUCCUAUCAAAUAUUAAUGGGCACACCCGCAUGCGCGAACACUUUCAAAAUGUAUAAUUCCUGCAGCGCUCCUUGUUGCUGGGCGCUGUGUCAAAAACAAUAUCCGAGCUCAUUUUGGAGGAUGCGCAGGGGGCGAAGAAAUGGGACAUUUUUCGUGCAGGGACUUGCCAGCCGCAGAUCUCAUAUCUGAUUUCAUGUGUUCAGUGACAGUCGAGGUUGAAUAAAUGAUUCAAAUGCCAGUCAGUUUGGAUAGACAUUAAGAGCCCCCAUAACUUUCCAGGAAAGGGAGGAAAAUAUUUUGGUUGUGCUUAUCGAUAGCUAUGUUGGACUACUACAAAGCCUUUAUUGAUAGAGAUUAAUUAUUUUUAUGUAAUCAAAUACAUAUUCCUGUUUAUCAUCCUGUUACACAAAUAAUUGCUUUCAGACUUGCUCGACAUCCAAGUUACAAUUAAUACAAGCAAGUGGCCUUUAGCAUAAAAAUCACAGAGAAAAACAAAACACUCAGAGAAAAACCACCUAGGAUUAAAAUAAAACAAGCAAGUGUCCUUAAGUACAAAAAUAAUAGAUAAACCAUAUGGAGUCAUGGAAUUGAUAAAAAAGUACGGGCCUAUCUGUUCAUUUUGCGUUUUAUAAUUGUACUUAUGGGAUAUCCCUAUGUAUAUGGCGGGGGAGUUAAUGCUUAGUAGAAUUUUUCUUUGUUUAUCAGACAAUAAUCCAAUAGUUCAAACAUAGCAUCCCUUAGGUUAGAUGUCGGCCAUAUUGUCCUUUUAUUGUUCGCAAAUACACUCAAAGAUAUUUUUUGAAUAUUCAAACCUUCUGUGAAUUCCAUUCAUUGAGGGCAAACAGUACUAAACGGGUAGAGAAAACACGAGCGCAAAUUAAAUCUUAAUUUAAAUAAAAUCUUUUAAGCAAACUCGCACAAAUCACACAUAUUCUGUGGAAAUGCAUGGAUUAAAAUAUGUAAGUACCAACGCUCCUUAAUCCACUUACCCUAAAUGUAUUUAUAUAACAAAGCCAUGUUUAGAAAUUACACCAGUACAUAAUUUAAUAUGCAUAUGAAAGCGCUGUAAUUCUACGUCGUUUCAGUGCGUUGACGAGAUAAAAUAGUGUUUCGGUCCCAAAUUGAAUUUUUAUGUUUUUUCAAUUGGGUUCGUCAUUUUAUUAGGACAGUAACAGCAAAUGUACAUACGAUUUAUUUUAUGUAAGCUUAGGUGAGGUGUUUCCCCUGUCUCGUAAUGCAGGAAUAAUUACCCAUUUGGAAAUAAAUCAAUAUCAAACCUCUCGCUAAUUCAUAACGGUCUGCGCUGAGCAACGAUUGAAAGCACAUGAAAAAUGACCGGUGAAACGCUAUCCAGAGGCGACGCGGCGGAUUUUCAUCCAUUUGAGGAGCAUGGGCAACCGCGAUAAGAGAAUUCAGCCGGAAAUGUCCAAGCCAACGUCUGCCUUUUUAUGCAGUGUUUAAUAAUAGCAUGGAUAAGAUCAUCACAGUUUUAAUAGUUAUAAUUGAACGUUCAAGGGCGCGCGUGUUGCUUUCUGCUAUAUCUGCGUGGGCAGUGUACAACCCAGCACACAAAAGCAUUUAAGAACCAAAGCCAAGUGCAGUGUCUUAAUGUUCACAAUUUAAGGCUAGUUAUGCAGGCAACAGGCUUAGUGCAAAGCUAUAGUAAAACAAAAGCGCUACGUAUUUUAGCCAAACCCGCCGCGGGAAAUACUGAGCUAGGUUAUUUUUUUAACUCGCAAACAUAACACAAUUUCUAUAUACUGGAAUUUGGCAUUAUUCACAACAAAUGAAAAAAAAGGACACAAUAAACGUGUUGGAUGUGGACAGGAAAGAGAACAAUUAUCGGGAUGAAGUUGACCGUGGUCGCCCUUGCAGAAGCCUGCAGGUUGCAAUAACCAUAUGGCCCGUGUGUUGGCCCCGUAACCGUGCAGUUCCCUAUUGGACAAACGAACCCUGUUGGCUUCUCCACCCAGUGUGUCCUGUCAGUCCACUGGUUCACUAGUUCACUGUGUCAAUCCACCCUGCUCCGCGCAAGCAGCGAAAGGCGGAAAGGCAGCUUUAGAGUAGAGGGAGAAUCUUUCGCCUGCUGGUGACUGCUGCUUCUUAACACGCCACGACUCCGAGCCCGAGGUUCGGCUGAAGAAAAACGUGCUCCGGAGAACCGUUUUGGACGCCGCGUGUGGGUUGUGAGCGCAUUUGCAGUUCCGUACGCGCUUGAUCCACAAACUGGUUAUUGUUCUAGGUAGACUCUGAAAUCGAAAAAGAAGAUAUAAGACGGUGUUCUCUCGUAUCGAAUCAUAAUAUACAUUUAUGUGUGUGUGUAUAUAUAUAUAUAUAUAUAUAUACACACACACACAUCUGUAAAAAAAUCCUUUCAUGGCCGUCUAUCUGUUCCGUGGUUUUGGUUAAUUCCAAAAACAAGGUCUCAUCUUCGGCGGAGAGACGGGGAGGAAUGCUGGAUGUCAGUUCCUUCUCUUUAUCAAGAAGCUGUAUCCUUGCAUAAAAUCUAGAAGUGAUAAAGGACAAUAUCUCGGUCAGCUUCCAAGAGGCCAUUGGAAAGAGACCGUCACGUGACAUCUAGUGCCAAUGUUCUUCCAGAAGGUCGUCAGGACCCUGGUAGCCAGUAACUCCACUUUUGGAAAUGCAGAAAACGACCUACUACGACAACUCGACACUUUUCGGAGGUUACUCGUACCAGGGGGCAAACGGUUUUGGCUAUGAUGCCCCGGCUGCAGCCUUCCAGAACUCAGCGCAUCUCGAAGGCGACUACCAAAGGUCUGCGUGCUCCCUACAGUCGCUCGGCACCAGCGCACCCCCCCAGUCUCAGCAUGCCAAGACGAAAGAGCUCAAUGGCAGCUGCAUGCGGCCCAGUCUACCACCUGAACACCACCCACCCCCACAAGUGUCCCCUCCUCAGAACCCUGUAAAUGUUGCUGCCUCCAAUGCCACCCAGCAGCCAGGUGGUAGCAGUGGUGGUGGAGGUGGUGGGGGGACCGGCAGCGGGGGAACGGCCAAAUCAUCAUCCAAAUCAUCCUCACUGGCCCCAAACCCAACGCUCGCCAAGCAGAUCUUUCCCUGGAUGAAGGAGUCACGUCAGAAUACAAAGCAAAAAAACAGCUCCCCCAGUGCGAGCUCAGCUAACGCGGAGAGCAGCGGUGGUGAGAAAAGCCCUCCGGGUUCUGCAGCUUCCAAGAGAGCACGCACUGCUUACACCAGCGCACAGCUGGUGGAGCUCGAGAAGGAGUUUCACUUCAACAGAUACCUGUGCCGGCCACGGCGCGUGGAGAUGGCCAAUCUGCUGAACCUCAGCGAGAGGCAGAUUAAGAUUUGGUUUCAGAACAGGCGGAUGAAGUACAAGAAAGAUCAGAAGUUAAAAGGCAUGGGGUCAUCCUCAGGUGGACCGUCGCCCACAGGAAGUCCACCCCUCCCAAUGCAGUCUUCGGCCGGUUUUAUGAACUCGAUGCACUCAAUGGGAAGUUAUGACGCUCCCUCUCCUCCAUCUUUCAACAAGCCUCAUCAAAACGCAUACGCCAUGUCAACAGCAUAUCAGAACCCAAUGAAAGGUUGCCCGCCACAACAAAAGUACGGAAACACCGCUCCGGAUUACGACCCACACGGGCUACAGGGUAACAGCGGCACCUACGGGACACCAAACAUGCAGGGUAGCCCCGUGUAUGUGGGAGGCAGCUAUGUCGACACCAUGCCUGCCACUGGGCCUUCUAUGUAUGGCCUCAAUCACCUACCGCACCACCAGACGGCUAGCAUGGACUACAAUGGUGCCACACAGAUGUCGGCGAACCAGCACCAUGGACCGUGUGACCCACAUCCAACAUACACAGAUCUGUCUGCGCACCAUCCUUCUCAGGGUAGAAUCCAAGAAGCACCCAAGUUGACUCAUCUGUAGCAGGUUUGGACAAAAAAAGAAAAAAAUGGAAGAUAAACAAAACAGACUAACCCAUGGGACGAUGCAAUGGGGUUGAAAAAUAUGAUCCAGUGGUUUCUUGCCAUGACUAGAACACCAGUUUGUGUCAAUGUUGUCCUUCCAUUCAUGUGUGUAAACAUGCCAUUUUUCCAUGAAUUUCAUAUCCAUAAGUCUAAAUGCCCCUUUAAAGUGAAAACUUUCAUGAACAGUGUGUAUAAAUGGCUAGUUUAUGCCAAGGAAUAGAUUGUCUAGCUGUAUGACCUCAUUAUAUCAUCGUAAAUGUUUGUGUACUUCAGCAUUAUCGCUGCAUUCCUUACACUUUGGAGGGCUGUACGGUAUAGCUUACAUUUUAACUGGUGCAAGAAAACCACUGGAUUGUUUUUCGUCCACUACCCUUAUUUCACAUACCUCUUCUUUUUUAAAUUUCUCACUAACGGUCAAUUUGUUAUUAACUUGUUCUCAAAACAACAACAAACUGCACAUUGUUUUUGAUCAAGACGUUCAUCCCUUUAUCUAUUUUAAGGGGUAGAAGUCCAUUUUAAACUAUGCUACCUAUCCCUCUUAAUGAGAAGUAAAUAGAAAUUUGUUAUGACUUUGACACAGGGUAAAAAAAGUUGAGAGAGUUGAGAAUUUUAGUAAAUUAAAGCUCAUCCCCUUGUUCUCAGCUUACUAUCCCCUCCCUCUUUUCCCAUCCCUUUCCCCAUAGUUCUUCCCCAGUUCUCUUUCUUUCCCAAUCUUGGGUUUGCCUACAUUAGUCUAAACUAAUAUGAAAGGCCCACAAGUCUUGACUUAGAAAAACUAGGAAACAGGGUAUAUUUGAACAAAAAUGCAUGUCCGGGAAACCAAGCUACGGCGCAGACGUCUCUGUUUACGCCUAAUACGCUCUUGUCUGGGCAUCAUUGUUGCACUUAGAGUUUACAUUUAAUGGGUGAGGAAGAAAAGUAAAUCUUAUUUUGAAUCGAAAGGCCUUCAAUCAGCGUCUUUCGCUAAGUGUGUUCAAGUGAACAUUCAUAAAUAUAUAUUUAUUUGUUAUAGCCAGUUUAAAUACUUUCUUUUUUGUAUUAUUUAUCCCCAUGUAUUUAUAUCGAUAAAAAUGUACUUUUUUAGUAUCUACCUGUUAUAAAAAGCCGUUGUGUUCUUGUCAUUGUAACAAGUUAAUUUUUAGUUAUUGUAUUUUAGAGAUAUGUAGGUUUAUGUUACCCUUGUAUAAAUAAUGUCUUGACAUGUACAGGGGGCGCAUGAGCGGAAUCACACCGUUCCUGCGUAGUCGAGAAUUAGACGGAAUAUAGCAAAACAUUUUGAGAACUUCAUUUGUCCUUUGUAACUACUUUUAUUUCCU